AUGCGGCUGAAGCUCCUCGAUGGGGUGCUGCUGCGAACGACGGCUGGAAUUCGAAGGUUCUCGGAGUCUGAUGGUGCCGCUGACCGGCUGGAGUUUCCCGUCAACAGGAGGACGAUGCUUGGACUUGAACGGAGAUGGUUGAGGACGCUGGUUAAGGGGCUCUGUAGUUCAGGGUGGUCGCGAUUCUGGCCGGUUCGAGCGCAGAGGUCGCGGUCCGUCGCUGGUAAAGUUUGCUGGAGGCCCAUGAAAGAAACAGAGCACCCUGGAAAACGAGUUGUCGGACGCUUGGCGUGGUCGGAGGAAGGUCGUUGGUCGAAGCCUUGGUCGCCGGUCGGAGUGCUUCAAUCGGGGAACGAAACUCGCCUCGCGGGGGUCGCUCAACGUCGCUGGGAAAAACGCUGGUUCCUGCAACCUGCUCAGACGUGA
Striga asiatica is the source of this 426-nucleotide messenger RNA. Lineage: Eukaryota; Viridiplantae; Streptophyta; Magnoliopsida; Lamiales; Orobanchaceae. The record is from the annotation of a GenBank genome assembly.